AGAUAGAGAGAGAGGGAGACAUGUUGGACUACGAAUGGGGGAACCCAUCCAUAAUGCUCACCGGGAACGAAGACGGCGCAGCGCCACCGCCCUCCGACCAAACUCACCGCCAAAUCUUCGACCACUACGCCUCUCACGCCCUACUGCCCGACCACUUCCUGCAUGGGCCCGGCGCAACAACCGCAGCUAGCAAUAACGCACACAACCCCACCACCACCAUCGACCUCUCUCAUCAUCACUUCAGCCCGCAACAAACCCACCACCACGUCCCCCACAGCUUCUUCGACCCACGGGCCUUCCAUGCGGCCUCCUCCACCCACUACCCACCGCCACAUCCCCAACCCCCGCCUCCCCCAUCCAUGCUUUCCCUUGACCCGUUACCCCACCACGCCCACUGCGGGCCCGGCCAUGGGCUCAUGCUGGUGCCGAAAUCUGAGGAUGUCGGUCGGCCCAUGGACUUCGUGGGCUCUCGAAUUGGGCUGAACCUGGGAGGGCGCACCUACUUCUCGUCCUCGGAGGAUGACUUCGUCAGCAGGCUGUACCGCAGGUCUCGGCCCGCCGAACCGGGGUCGACGGCGUCCUCUAACUCCCCUCGGUGCCAGGCGGAGGGGUGCAAUGCUGAUCUGUCUCAGGCGAAGCACUACCACCGCCGCCACAAAGUGUGCGAGUUCCACUCUAAGGCCUCCACCGUCAUCGCCGCCGGGUUGACUCAGCGAUUCUGCCAACAAUGCAGCAGGUUCCAUCUUCUCUCUGAGUUCGAUAACGGAAAACGUAGCUGCAGGAAGAGACUGGCAGAUCAUAAUCGUCGCAGAAGAAAAACUCAGCAGCCACCAGCACAAGACAUCCACAAAUCUCAGCCUGCUACUAAUUUGGAUAACGUUGCAAGGUCCCCACCGGAGUCCGGAGCUCAGUCAUCUUCGUCCGUAACGGUGGCCGUGUCGCCACCUGAUUACUUCCGGCAAAGGCCGUACCAAACCGGAAGCCCAUCAACGACUUCAAGUUCACUGUUUUUCUCAAGCGGGCAGUAGUUUAUGCCAAGUGUAUGUGCAAUGCAGAAUGUUGUUAUUAUUAAUUAGGAGGAGUCAGUUUGAAUUUGCAUGGCUAAACUAAUGGAUCGGAGGAUUUGAGCGUAGCAUCAACAAUAAUAUUGCACUUAUAUAAUUAAUUUGUGACUUUGUAACCUUUCUUUUCUUCCUCUUCCAACAUCCAAAUUUCAUUUCAAAGCUUUAAUCA
This is a messenger RNA of Arachis ipaensis, 1233 nucleotides long. It is a transcript of the gene SPL8, whose product is annotated as squamosa promoter binding protein-like 8. Gene Ontology annotation, cellular component: nucleus. Lineage: Eukaryota; Viridiplantae; Streptophyta; Magnoliopsida; Fabales; Fabaceae. Gene Ontology annotation, molecular function: DNA binding. The record is from RefSeq and is a predicted model, not a curated record.